Coturnix japonica (Japanese quail) is the source of this 3204-nucleotide messenger RNA. The record is from RefSeq and is a predicted model, not a curated record. NCBI's taxonomy places the organism in Eukaryota, Metazoa, Chordata, Aves, Galliformes, Phasianidae.
UGGGGGGCUCAUGGGGAAGGUGGGAUGGACCCUGAGAGGGGCUGGGCCCGGGUACAGGCCAAAGAUGCUGCGAAGAGUAGAAGAGUUGGGUCACUGCUGGUACACGGCCCUUAAAGCUGACGGGCUCAGGUGCCGUUUCAGAAUGAGAUUGUCCUGUUCGCCUGAGUGGAGAAAUAAACACUGCCAGUUCAGAUGAAAAUUCCCAUUUGGAACAUCACACCUGUUCGUAAAGCAAUCCCUCCCAAAGGAAAUGAAGAUUUAGCAGCAUAAAGGUAACUUAGAAGAGGAGUGCCUAUUAGCCUGUCUCUUUCUCUUACUGGAUAAAAAUAACUUCAAAGCUGAUUUGCACUGAUCAGAAAUAACUGGUGAAGAACUGCAGCGUUCUGUGAUAUAUUGAAUGUGCUCACAAUGAAGAUAUCUCUGCUACAGCAGAUGUAUAAGGAUAUACUGGCAGGCACUCUGUUACCAAAAGAAAGCUAUUAUUACGCCUCUUCUCUUAAUCUAUGUGUUGGGCAGUCACAGGAAAGAGAUGAAUUGUGUGAUCUGCCAUCUACUGAUGUCAGUAUUAGGAGUCAUGAAAACACUGUUACCCCUACAACAGAUGAUGUAUCACACAAUUUAGCAACAAUGAACUUCUCAUUUUGUCCACGAGAAGUGAUACUGCUUCAAUUAACUUUGAUCAAAAUGCUGGUUGCUAAAGUGGAGUCCCAGGAAAUUGAGUUCAGUACAAGACAGAAGUACUGUGAAGUCCUUCUCCUUCUUUUGAAGGAAACAAAAGCUGACUCAAAAUUGGUUUGUCUUCUCAGUAGUCAUGAUCAGCUGUUAUCUCACAUAGCUUCAAGAAGUUUAGCAUCUCUUGUAUAUUUCCAGCUGAAAGAAGAAAAUGCAGUGAAUGUCACCUGGCUCACCUUCACUUUAAAAAGUCUUCUGGAGUUCCCUAUGUGUACCCAAGUAGCAGAAUGUCUGUGGACUCUUACAGCUGUUCUCAAGGAUGUAAUGAAAGAUAAAAUGUUACCCAAACCAGGUAUUUUGAAGUUGUUGGCUCCCCUUGAUGCUGCACUUGAAGGAUUUUACAGUUCCAUUCUUCAAUAUCAUUUUGAUAGUCAGCUCUAUAGUUCACCUUAUUCUGAAGCUGCAAACAACCUGAUCAGUUUUGUAGACCUGCUUGAAGCACUCCUGGCUUCUAGGACUCAAUUAGAGGUACCGCUGAGAUGUCAGAGAGUAUUGUUUUUAAAAGUGUCUUAUGUCCUGAACCUCAUUAACUCAUCAAUUCACUAUUUCAUCAAGAAGAAGUUCAUCAUGCUUCUUAAAAAAUAUGUCCUUUAUAAGCCUCAAGAAGAUGCUGUAAGUGGGUCUCAGCUCUUACAAAACCCAUAUUUAAAAGAGGAUAUGCUUGCACUAAGUAAUGCUGUCCUGCAAGUUGUGAAUUUGACUUGGCUUAAUGCAGUCCCACUCGGUGAAAAGGCCUCCUACUUUGGAAGCAGUGAAGCUCUUUCUGGAGAUGAUACUCAAGGCGGUUCUGACCAAACUGUUCUCAGAGCCCUAAGUCUGACUGUGCUCAAAACACUGGAGUUCAAGUGUCAGAACUCUGAUACAGAAGCUGAAAUCAAAGUGUGCUCUAAGGGAGACGCUUUGCUUGUUAGACAUCCUGCAAUUCCAUCUUUCCAGUGGCCUGUUUACCUCUCAGAGACACAAAGCUUUCAGAAUUCCAUGUCCCAUCUGCUGAUGUUCUGGAGGAAUAACAGAAGUGAUUCCCUGCACUCUCACCCAGUUGCACAUCAUUGCGAAUGGCUCUCCUUGGUUUUUAUAGAGCAAGAUGAUGACAUGUGGGAAGCUGCAAAAGCUUUAUUACUCAUUUAUUUAAAAAUUGAUAGGUUACGGUGUGAUGCUGUGGAUAAUUUAAGCUGGGAAGAGGAGGAAAGCUGGAAGUUCCGUACACAUGCAAGUGGCUAUAAUCCCCACUGCAUACUUUUAUUUUUUCUAGAAAAAAUUGCCUUUGAUUCCACAGUACUCCUAGAUUUUUUGAUUUCAUCAGAAACUUGCUUUCUGGAAUACCUAGUAAGAUACUUAAAACUUCUUAGGGAAGACUGGCAUCAGUUUGUAAAUAUCUGUAACCAUUUUGAUAGCAAGCAUGGUACUUCUCAACCAUUUUCUUCUAUCAAGCCUGCACAUCAAGAAAAGCAAAGCUGCGUGGCUGGUGUGAGCUUGCAAAAUGCUUGUUGUGAACCAGAACCACAGACUUUGAUACCUUCGGCUUCUUCUCACAAGUGCUUAGUGUUUACAACAGAGCAAGAUGAUAAUGAAGUUGCAGAGUCUAACCAGUCUAACUCAUUGCUAUGCAAUGAUAAUACAUCUCUGCUGGGUUCUCUUCAAAGCCUUGUUAAUUAUGACAGCUCAGAAGAUUCUGAACUAGAAUCAGUUGGAAAAGAGUGCUUGGUAAACAUAAAGCAGAUGCCUUUACAUAAGGAGCAUGAGACAAUGAUAAGGGAAACUGUUUGCAGCUACACAGAUGAUAAACAGAAUACACUCAGGUCUGAAGUGUUGCCUCUGAAACAAAAGGGAUCUAAUACCUCAUCCAGUUUGGCAUGUGUAGUGUCUUCGGAUAACAUCAUUCCCCUAAGAACGAUGCUUUAUAAAUCAACAAAGUGUUUGGAAGAACUGCAAAAAGCUAUUUCCAGGUUGCAGAGAAGAAAUCUUUUCCCUUAUAAUCCAUCUGCAUUGUUGAGACUACUGAAUCACAUUGAGAAGAUUAGUAAGAACAUGAAUUCACAAUAAAUCAAAGAAGCAUUCUGGUGAUUUCUAACUACUACACUAGAGAUGAAUGACUUCUGAGGCUCAUGCCUUCUGCACCUGUCAGUGUAUUAAAACUGAAAUCGGAUAAACGUGGUUUUGGUUGACACUGUAAGAAGUCUGCAGCUGUGCUCAGUGACGUGAUCUGUUACCUCAGGGUCUCAGGCUUAUUAGUGGUAUGUAUGUCAUGCACUCUGUCAGUAGUAAUUGCUAGUAAUGCAAAAAUUGCUAAUAAAUAACUUAUCUGAAAGAAUAUCAACAACAUUCAGUAUUUAAAGUCUUGUCAGUUAUACUUAACGUCAUUCUAAUGUAGUGAUUUAGUAGUGAUUGCCAGACUGAUGGUAAUUUAUGGACUCUAAGCAGUGACGAGGUUGAGUGAAAUAAAGUACUAUAGUUGGGGACAGUUUUAAUGUU